UCAACGCCCGUCCUCGAUUCCUCAUACAUACUAAACGCGUCCGGCCACCCUUCUUGGUUAUUCACGAUGCUGGUGCUCUUCGAGACCGCAAUGGGCUACUGCCUCUUCAAAAUGUCCAAAUCUGCGUCACCCGAUGACCAGAACAUCUGGAAAGAGUUCGAGACGCCCGAAAAGGCCAACAAACUGCUCAAACUCAAGGCCAUUCACCGAUUCACGACAACAGCAACCGCAGUAGAAGACAUGACGGCUCUGCAAGACGGAAAAGUCGGACCCGGACUGAAAAAGUUCUUGAGCGACGAGGUGGCGGGGAAAGGCAAGGGCAAGGAGUCGUUGCUAGUUGCUGAGACGCAUUUGGCGACCGCUAUAAAAGACCUACUGAGCAUAAAAACCACCGCCGGUGCGUCAAAUAUGGAUCUGUAUCGUGGCAUUCGAGGACAGCUCGCGUCGUUGUUGGACGGACUGGACCCGAAGGAUCUGUCGACUAUGAGUCUUGGUCUCAGUCACUCGCUUUCUCGUUUUAAAAUAAAAUUCUCGCCUGAUAAGGUGGACACCAUGAUUGUGCAAGCCAUUGCCCUUCUCGAUGAUCUCGACAAGGAAAUCAACAUAUAUGCUAUGCGUGUCAAGGAAUGGUAUGGAUGGCAUUUCCCGGAACUCGCUAAAAUCAUCGUCGACAACAUUGCCUAUGCAAAAGUGAUCAAGCACAUGGGCUUCCGUACUAAUGCAUCAUCAACAUCUUUCGCCACAAUACUACCCGAAGACCUCGAACAAGCCGUCAAAGCCGCCGCCGAAAUCUCAAUGGGAACCGAAAUAUCCGACUCUGACAUUGCCCACAUCCACUCCCUCUGUGACCAAGUUAUCUCCAUCUCCGCCUAUCGAACUCAGCUCUCAGAGUAUCUCCGGAACCGCAUGAAUGCCAUCGCGCCCAACCUUACCGUCCUUGUCGGUGAGCUCGUCGGGGCCCGACUCAUCUCCCACGCCGGAAGUCUCAUGAGUCUCGCCAAGCACCCAGCGAGCAAAAUGGCGCGUAUGGUCGCCACUAAAGCCGCACUGUCAAUACGCCUGGAUGCUCUAGCGGAUUCUGAUGGAAAAUCAGAGCCUGACGCGCCGUCAAUAGGACUUGCGCAUCGGGCCAAGCUCGAAUCGCGGUUACGUGCGAUGGAGUAUGAAGAUGGAGCUACUGGUGUGCGGCGGUUUGCUGGGAAUGGGAAGCAGCAGCAGCAGCAGCGCUUUGAUAUGUCGGGGCAGACGAAGACGUACAACACCAAGGCGGAUGAUGUGGAUUUCGUGUCGACACAGCGGGAGGAUCCGAUAGAGAUUGCUGUCAAGGCUGUUUCGGAUGUGAAAGAGGACAAAAAGAAAGCAAAGGAGGAGAGACGGGCGAAGCGGAAGGCAGAGAAGGAAAAGGGCAAGGAUGCUGAUGGAGAUGUGACAAUGAACGGUGACGAGGAAGAAGAGAAGAAGGACAAGAAGAGGAAACGAAGGGAAAGUGAGAUUGUUAACGGGCAUGAGGAAAAGGAGGAGACUGAAGAGGAAAGAAAAGCACGGAAAAAGGCACGCAAGGCGGAAAAGGCAGCGGCGAAAGAGACAAAUGGCGAUUCGUCACCGAAGAAAAAGAAAAAGAAAUCGGAUUAGGCCUUUUUGUCUUCGUGUUGCGUAUCUACUGAGAUGUAUAUAUUUAAUUUUUAUUGCCAAGCCAAGGAAGACCGGCCCGGACCAGC
Messenger RNA from Desarmillaria tabescens, 1718 nucleotides. RefSeq lists its product as uncharacterized. Gene Ontology annotation, molecular function: snoRNA binding. The transcript is spliced from 8 exons. The record is from RefSeq and is a predicted model, not a curated record. Gene Ontology annotation, cellular component: box C/D methylation guide snoRNP complex; small-subunit processome. Bases 67 to 1632 code for a protein of 521 amino acids. NCBI's taxonomy places the organism in Eukaryota, Fungi, Basidiomycota, Agaricomycetes, Agaricales, Physalacriaceae.